Phytophthora infestans T30-4 is the source of this 909-nucleotide messenger RNA. RefSeq names its product ribosomal RNA methyltransferase, putative. NCBI's taxonomy places the organism in Eukaryota, Oomycota, Peronosporomycetes, Peronosporales, Peronosporaceae. The transcript has 2 exons. Gene Ontology annotation, biological process: tRNA methylation; cytoplasmic translation. The coding region runs from base 1 to 909 and encodes 302 amino acids. Gene Ontology annotation, cellular component: cytoplasm. The record is from RefSeq and is a predicted model, not a curated record. Gene Ontology annotation, molecular function: tRNA methyltransferase activity.
AUGGGCAAGACAUCCAAGGACAAGCGGGACAUCUACUAUCGCAAGGCGAAGCAGCAAGGCUACCGUGCACGAUCAGCCUUUAAGCUGCUACAGUUGGAUGACAAGUUUGGACUUCUGAGCGGCGCUACUCGUGUCGUGGACUUAUGCGCAGCCCCUGGAGGCUGGAGUCAAGUGAUUGCGGAACGCGUGCCUAAAGAUAGCACCAUUAUAGCAGUAGAUCUUAUGGAGAUGGCGCCGCUGGACGGAGUGGUGCAGCUAAAGGGUGACAUCACGCACAAAGCUACCGCCGACGAAAUUGUCGCGCAAUUUCGCGGUCAGAAGGCGCAGGUCGUCGUGAGUGACGGCGCCCCAGACGUGCUCGGACUUCACGAUCUGGACGAGUACCUACAGGCACAGCUCGUUCUUGCUGGACUCAACAUCAGCCUUCAAAUUCUGGAAGACGGCGGUACCUUUGUUGCUAAACUGUUUCGAGGCAAGGAAGUGUCACUGUUGUAUGCCCAGCUGCGUCGAUUUUUCAGUAAGGUGACAUGUGCCAAGCCCAAAACGAGUCGCAACUCGAGCUUCGAGGCGUUUGUUGUUUGCCAAGAUUUCCACUUACCCAAGGAUUUCGUGCCGGACAUGGAGCGAAACUUGCUGGAUUUGCAGUACGUUGAAGAUGCCAAGUAUGAAGACGACGAGGACUGGUAUACCAGCGACGUAUCAGCGGAGCGUGGUGUGUGCGCUGACGUUGUGUUUAUGGGUGCUGGCGAUGUGUUUGGCUACGAUGCCGAUCAAUCGUAUCCGCUGGAUGAAGAUGAAGGGGACACGGCAACACAAGGUGAUGCGGCAAAGUAUGUUCAUCAGGAACCACUGCAGAAGCCUAUCAACCCGCCGUACGCUAAUGCGCUUAAGAAACAACAGCACAAGUAA